This is a messenger RNA of Paramecium octaurelia, 303 nucleotides long. The record is from the annotation of a GenBank genome assembly. Lineage: Eukaryota; Ciliophora; Oligohymenophorea; Peniculida; Parameciidae.
UGAAUUCAAACUUCACAAUAAUGCCCCAAAGUUAGCAAACCUAUUCUUUGAGUAAGACAUAAAAAUCUUCAUUCCUCAUUAAAAAUAAGCUAAAACAGUUGCAAUUAUCGAUGACGUCUUGAGUUGUAAUAUUAUAGUGAUAGACAUGGAUUAGAGAAUUUAAAUUAAUUCAUAUCUAUUAAUCUAAUUUUAAAAGGAGGAAGUUGAUUCGAAAAGAAAAAUAAUCUCUCUCAUUUUUAUUUGACAUUACAUGAUGCAUUUAAACAAUGAGAAUAUUCGAUAUAAAAAGUCUGGAAAGAGAAG